AAGUGGGUUGUUUGGGUAAAAAACCCCCAGCUCACCCUCCACUUUCUCUCUCUCCGUCUCGUGAUCCAGCUCGUGAUGACGAUGGACAACUCCGGUCACCGGAAACCUAGCAGUUUUCGAGGCGAACCCUUAUCUCACCGGCGAUCUUGGUGCUGCUCUUUCGCCGUACCUCCGUCGAGCCCCGAUACUCUCUCAGUCGCCUCACGUCACCACAACCACACCAGGUCUCGUCAACAUCGGGCAAAACCUGACCCGGUUGAGAAAUCAGGACCCAUUUCCGUUCCAUGUUCGCCGCAAAGCUCCAAAUCGAGUUUAAACAUCGUGGGUCGGAUCGGCCCACGUCGGAUCUUAUCCCCGGGUCGGGUUUCUCCCAUCGAUUCGGAUCCCACCUUCGAUUCAAUCCAAGAGAACAGUUGCGACGCCGAGAUGGUUGUGACGGAUUCAGUGCCGAAAUCGCGGUCGGGGAGUUUCCGAGCGCCGAAGAUUGAACUAUCGGUCUCGGUUGCGGGUGUGAGUCCGGGUCCGCUUCCGAAUUCGGGUGCGGCUCCAGAUUGUGGGUCGGAGAAGGUGGAUGGUUUCGACGCGAGGCUGUGUCUGAAAGGGAGAAACGGUGAGCUUUUAAUCCUGGAGCUGAGUUCGGAGAUUUUAGCGGCGAAUUCGGAGGUUUUCGCGGCAUUGAUUGCAGAGAGCAAGAAGGGUCCUUCUUCCUCUUCUUCUCCGUCUUCAUUUUCGGGGUUUAAGAACACUUGCAGAAUUGAAGUAUCGGAUAUGGUGAAUCUUGGGGUUUUCAGGGAAACUAUAGAGCUCAUGUUCGAGAACGAUGAUUGCAUCGUCAAAAAGUUAAUGAAAAUGGGUGUCUACAGAGCCAUUGAUGUUCUUGAGGUAGCCACUGGCAUUAAAUUUUCAAGAGCUGUCAUGUCCUGUCUAAGAUACCUUGAAGCUGUUCCUUGGACCGAGGAAGAAGAGGAAAAACUAAGGGUAGUUCUUACGAUGUUUAACUUUGAUGUUGCUGCAACCAGUGAAAUCUUAGCAAGAUUAAAGUCAAAUGAGACCGAAGGUUCACAUCAGAGCCUAUCAAAGCAACUGGUUUGGUCAAUUACCUCCGGCACUGAUGCCAAUGCUAGAAACGAGCUCAAGUCAUUGGUAAAGGGUCUUCUUUGCAAAAGUUCAGUCUAUGAGAAAGUACAACCUGAGCUCAGCAGGGAAGACAUCUACACAGCAUGCAACUCUUGUUUGGAUUCGCUAGCUGACCUUAUCAAAGAGGCCUCUGGUACUACUCAGACUAAUGCAGAGAUAAGACAGACAAGUAAAUGCAAGCCUUUGAUCGAACGUGUUUCAAGACAGGUGGAUAACAUCAAUUGGCUGCUAGAGAUAAUGGUUGAUCGACAAAUAGGUGAGGGUUUUGUUGAUAUAUGGGCGAAGGAAAGAAGACUAGUGGAAAUGCAUGAGAUGGCGUCUCCAAUGGUGAGGUACGAGUUGAGCAGAGUUUCCGGGGUUCUGUUCAUAGCAAUGGGAACGAGAAAACUGCAAUGCAGAACGGAAACGAGGUUGGGGCUUUUAGAAGCAUGGUAUAGGCCGAUGUUAGUGGACUUUGGUUGGCUCAAACGGUGCAAGAAGGGGCUCGAUGUGCGGCAGCUAGAGGAGGGGUUAGGCCAGACUCUACUAACACUUCCUCUUAAACAGCAGUAUCCGCUGUUCAUGGAAUGGUUCAGGAGGUUCUCCAAGGAGGGGACCGAGUGUCCUAAUCUCAGCAAGGCGUUUCAGAUUUGGUGGCGUAGGUCAUUCCUGCGAGGUUCAGAGACACAUAAUGUCGAGCCUAGGUGAUUUGAAGUCAUCCUGUGUUUUCUUUUUUUUUUCUUUUUUUUUUGUUUCUGUCUCCACUUCCCUGUGUUUGUGUAGUCUUCUUUGACUUAGAGAGUGUAGCAGGUGUGAUCUUGAAACAUGAGGAAGUGUCACUAACAGUGUAGCUUAGCUAGCUAUAUGCCUUUGUGGAAUUUAGAGUGGAGGACACAGGCCUUUUUUGUCCCCCUCCCUGGUUAAUCUCCUUGUGAUGCU
Molecule: messenger RNA, 2055 nt
Organism: Tarenaya hassleriana
Lineage: Eukaryota; Viridiplantae; Streptophyta; Magnoliopsida; Brassicales; Cleomaceae
Product: BTB/POZ domain-containing protein At2g13690
Exons: 2
Coding region: 76-1824 (582 amino acids)
Source: RefSeq, a predicted model, not a curated record